AUGGCGGAACAAAAAGCACUAUUAAUUACAGGGCCUGGCGAUCGAAUUGUGCUGGGAACCAGACAUAUACCUACCCCAGGACCAAAAGAAGUUCUAGUAAAGGUAGCAAUUGCCGGAUUGAAUCCCCAUGAUCAACUAAUGCGUGAUGUGGGAUUUUUCAUCGGCAACAACGUGCCUGCACCCAUCGGUAUAGAUAUUGUUGGAACAGUGCAUGCCCUUGGAAAAAAUGUCGACAACUUCAGAGUCGGUGAUUUGGUGUUCGGAAUUGGAGACCCUUUUGAUGCAGAUUACAUGGGCACCCAAGAGUACGCACUGAUGGAUAUCGAUUUCUUGGGACAUGUGCCAUCGUCCAUCACACAAGAUGAGGCUGCUACCCUGCCUUUGAACGCACUUACAAUGUACAUUGCUCUUUUCGAUGCAUCCACGCACGACUUUCCCUCUCCGUUGACUCCGGCCGGAAAGUCAUUCGACUACAAGAAUACGCCACUGGUCAUCCUCGGAGGCGGCUCCAACUGUGGGAAAUUUGCCAUUCAGCUUGCCAAAUGGGCCGGGUUCGGUACCAUUAUUGCAAUCGCUGGCAAAACAAAAGCCGAUUAUCUUGUCGAGCUCGGUGCUACCCAUAUAGUUGACAGAACCUUGGCCGACGAUCAAAUCGAGUCCGAGGUACGAAACAUUGUGGGAGAUGAUCUUCUGCAUGUUUGCACUGCAGUCUUUGCAAAUGAUCAGACACUGGGUGCCCGCCUUCUGUCAAAUAGCAAGAGAGGGACUUUAAUUACAGUGACUAGGGGCACAGUCGAUGAAUCAAAACUGGGCGACAAAAAGGCUGGGUAUGAGGUGCGCGGAUUCUUCUGUCGCCCGCAUGCAGAGGAGAAGCGUGAGCUGGCAACGCUCUUUUGGAAAUCUUUCCCAGAUCUUAUCGAAAAGGGCAUUCUCAAGCCAACUCCUUAUGAAGUAGUCAAGGGCUUGGAUGAAAAUAAGAUCAACGAGAGCCUCGAUGCAUAUGGGCAAUCUAAAGGACCGACUAGGCCAAACAUUCAUGUAAGCGGCGCAUAG
Messenger RNA from Trichoderma atroviride IMI 206040, 1053 nucleotides. RefSeq lists its product as uncharacterized. The record is from RefSeq and is a predicted model, not a curated record. Gene Ontology annotation, molecular function: oxidoreductase activity, acting on NAD(P)H. NCBI's taxonomy places the organism in Eukaryota, Fungi, Ascomycota, Sordariomycetes, Hypocreales, Hypocreaceae.